Rhineura floridana is the source of this 2824-nucleotide messenger RNA. RefSeq names its product gastrula zinc finger protein XlCGF26.1-like. NCBI's taxonomy places the organism in Eukaryota, Metazoa, Chordata, Lepidosauria, Squamata, Rhineuridae. The record is from RefSeq and is a predicted model, not a curated record. The transcript is spliced from 5 exons. Bases 885 to 2345 code for a protein of 486 amino acids. Gene Ontology annotation, biological process: regulation of DNA-templated transcription.
GGGUACCAUAGAGAAAGUGUGGAUGUAUUUGUGUGUGUGUGUGUGCUGCCAGCCAUUGAGCCGGGAGACACAAAAGGAGCGCACGCUGGGAGCGCCUCUCCGCCUGGCUGGAUCCUGUCAGGAGUCUUGCCGUGGGACUCCAGACCCAAACAGCCAACAGGAACCCCGCCCUGCCCCACCAGCUGAGGGUGCCAGGACAGAGCACCUACCCAGGUAAGUGAGGGAAGGGGGCGGGGAUCAUCCAUGCUUUAAGCAGAUCUUCUGCAACUCUCUCGCCCCUGCGCUAAUUGUGGGAUCCCGCAUCUUGCCUGAACUGCAUUGCUCGAGUGCCCUUUGCCAUCCCCCAACAGUGGGGAGCAUUGCCAUCCACCCACUGGGGAGGCACUUGCCCACACGUGCAGGCAAGCUCUCUAGUCAACAAAGGCCACUGCUCCAACCACUGACACUGCUGGCCCAAGCACUCAGCAGUGAGUGUUUUGCCUUGCAAGAUCGCAGCCCCGUGCACCCAGCAGAGGGAAGACCCACUGCUCCCCAGGGGGAAGUGUAUUCACAGCUACUGCAGCCUCGCUGUGCUCUGGAAUGAGAGGCACGCGCACUGACUGAGCAUCCAGGGGACGCCACUGCCUCUUCGCUCUCGCCUCCUGACCGCCACCUGUUGUCCAUCGGUGCCUGUGCACUUUCUGUCCCUGCGGCUGAUAGUUGCUCCGCACAGGCAGAGGAUCCACCCCACACCCGGUGCUGUACAGAUCUGUCGGCACACACUGCAGUCGACUCCCUGAGUGUCGCUUGCUGGGCGGAGUGAGCGUGAGUGUGGGGUGCCUUUCACCCACAGCAGCUGCGGUAACACAUCUGUCCAGGUCCACCAGCCAGAGAGGCCAAGGGUGAUGGCCGAAGAAGGUGUGACUCAGGAGAUGGUGACCUUUGAGGACGUGGCUGUCUCCUUCUCCCCAGAGGAGUGGGAGGUGCUGGAGGACUGGCAGAGGGAGCUGCACUGGGAGGUCAUGAUGGAGAACUACAGGAUGCUGAUCUCUCUGGGAAAUGACCUCUAUCUUCUUUCUUCCAAUGGAAUGUUCUGGAACACAUCAGAUGAAGAAAGUGCUCUUGAAGAGCCACAGAGAGGUCCGGCCAAAGGGUCGACGGAGAUUUCAUCACUUCAGACCCUCCAGCAGCAAAUAGAAAAUGAGGAAGGGUUUGUGUCAGUACAGCACCCUGUACUUGGGGGAGCCAGUCAAGUGGGGAGCCCUUAUCCAUGUCCCCUGUGUGAGCAGUGCUUCAGGGGCAAGAAAGAACUUGAUCGACACCAGAGGAGUAUCCACAUGGGGGACAAACCCCAUUCGUGUGAAGAGUGUGGGAAAGCAUUUCGAGACAAGAGCGAUCUCCGAGUCCAUCAGAGAAUCCAUACAGGAGAGAAGCCCUUUCCCUGUGAGGUCUGUGGGAAAUCGUUCCGGGAAAAAAGCAAGCUCAUUGUCCACCAGAGAAUCCACACUGGGGAGAAGCGCUGUGUGUGCCAGGAAUGUGGGAAAAGCUUCAGGGACAAGCAUUAUCUGAGGGAUCAUCAGAGAAUCCAUGCAGGAGAGAGGCCCUAUCAUUGCGAGGAGUGUGGGAGAAGCUUUCGGACGAGGAGUCAUUUUACUCUUCAUCAGAGAAUUCACACAGGAGUGAAACCAUAUCUUUGCAAUGAGUGUGGGAAAACCUUUGUGCAAAAGAGCAACCUUGUAAGUCAUCAGAGAAUCCAUACAGGAGAGAAGCCUUUCCCUUGUGAAGAAUGUGGGAAAAUGUUUCGUGACAGGAAAACACUCAGGUACCAUCGGAGGAUUCAUAUGGGUGAGAAGCCCUACCCAUGCCAAGAGUGUGGGAAAACAUUUAGGGACAAGAGCAGCUUGACAGUUCAUCAGAACAUCCACACUGGAGAGAAGCCCUUUAUAUGCUGGGAGUGUGGGAGGAGUUUCAGGGAAAAAAUGUAUCUGAAAGACCACCAGAGAAUCCACACAGGGGAAAAGCCCUUUUCUUGCCAGGAGUGCGGGAAAACGUUCAGAGCCAAGAGAACUCUUACAUACCAUGAGAGAAUCCACACGGGAGAAAAACCCUUUCCCUGCCUGGAGUGUGGGAAAACAUUCAGAGGCAAGAGCAGCCUGACAGUCCAUCAGAGAAUCCACACUGGAGAAAAGCCCUUUAUGUGCUGGGUCUGUGGAAGAAGCUUCAGGGAGAAGAUGUAUCUUAGAGAACAUCAGAAAAUACACCUGGAAGAGAAGCCCUACCCUUGCCGUGACUGCGACAAAAGCUUUGUUCACAAGAAUCAUCUCACAAGGCAUCAGAAAUUCCACGUGGCCCUCUCCCUGCAGUGACUGUGGACAAUGUAUGAAGAACAGCCUCAGGGAAUCCACACCCUAGGAUGUAGGCGGAUGGAUGCUGGAGUGUUUUCAACUUAAUCAAACAGCAUAGAGGUUUCCUUAAAUGCCCUUGUGUGCUGUGGACUACAUGCUGGAAUGUACAGAUUCUGUAUAGGGGCAGGAGCUGGUGGUGGGGAGUGUAUGUGUGUGUGUGUGUAUGAUUCCCACUUAGGGGAUUAAUUUUAGUUGCUAAAUGUUGUGCUCCGUAAGCGACGACACUUCCUCAAUUUGAGCAACAGUUUUGCCUUUUAAAAGAUGUGUAUUUAUAGUUGUGUUUUUUCGUUUGUGUUUUGGUGGGAGGCUGUGAAUGGGAUUUGGCAAGUAAAUAGUUAAUAAUUGAAUGUUUUUCUCAUUGUAAGUUUUUGAGUUUUUGUUGACUGAAAGGUGAUAGAUUUGAAAAUGAAAAUAAAGCUGCGUCUAGAAGCCUCAAUAAA